Drosophila ficusphila is the source of this 1843-nucleotide messenger RNA. RefSeq lists its product as uncharacterized. NCBI's taxonomy places the organism in Eukaryota, Metazoa, Arthropoda, Insecta, Diptera, Drosophilidae. The record is from RefSeq and is a predicted model, not a curated record. The transcript has 2 exons. Bases 983 to 1783 code for a protein of 266 amino acids.
UUAAAGCUUAAAUAUUAUGAAAUUUCUGUCGUUUGCCUUAUACUCAUCGAUUACUUAUCGAUUAAUUUUAUAUGUAUUUACAUUAAUGGUAUUCCUUAUUGUCUAACGAUAGGUUGUAUUCCGUAUUUGCCUAUAUUAUUUCAUCGAAUCUUAUGUAGUGUUGUUAGUUUCCGUUACUUUCAAGAUUUACUUAAUCAUGCCGAAAACACAAAAAGAAAGUACACGCGGGUUUUUGACGCGAAUGCUACGCGAAUAUCCACAUGUUUUUCGUGCAGAUGAAUCCGUUUUAUUUUGUAAAUUCUGUGAAGUGAAAAUCAACGCCACGCAAUUAUUUCAAGUCAAGCAGCAUAUUGCAACACAGAAGCAUGUGAAUUCGGUUUCUAAUAAAUAAAAGAAUCAGCAAUUGAGCCAAACCUUAGUGACGCAAUUUCAGCAAUCAACACAUGGACCGAAAUUAAGUGGUUUCUGCACGCAAUUGGCAAACACUUUUCUACGUGCAGAUAUACCAUUGCACAAAAUUGCACAUCCGUGCAUGCAAGAAUUCAUCUCCGAGUUUACGGGUUUUGCAGCACCUUCCGAAAGUUCACUUCGAAGUACAUAUGUAUGUAUGUGCCAAAAUUGUACGAAAAUUGUCUGGAAAAAAUGCGUAAAAAGGCCGUGGACAAUUACAUUUGGAUUACUGUAGACGAAUCGACGGAUUGUGAACAAAGAUUUGUCGCUAAUUUCGUAUUCGGUGUUUUGGGCGUCGAAGAGGAGAGAGGCCUCAGUUAUUUAUUUUCCAUCAAAAUACUGGAGCUUAUUAAUAGCAACACACUUGCCACAUUCUUCAAUGACUGUUUAAGUUCACUUUGGCCAGCUGGUAUGUUUAGCAUGUAGUGAAAUUUGUAUUGAAAUUGUUUGUUUGUUGCUCAAAAAUAAAAUUUUACUUACAGGAAUACAAUACGAUAAAGUUUUGUUGGUCGUAACGGACGCGGCGCCAUAUAUGAUCAAAGCUAUGAAAAGCCUGAAAGUGCUUUAUCCAAAAAUGGUUUAUUUGACGUGUUUAGCUCAUGGUUUACAUCGCGUAGCUGAAACAAUUCGUACUAAAUAUUCGAACGUCAAUAAUCUGAUUUCAAACGUGAAAAAUAUCUUCGCAAAGGCUCCACUUCGACGCCAAAAAUUUGCGCAAGCGUUUCCAAAUAUUCCACUUCCACCUAGGCCAAUUAUUACUCGCUGGGGCACGUGGAUUGAGGCCGCCAUAUAUUUUGCCGAUCAUUUUGAAGAAACGCGUUCAAUCAUCAACUCUUUCGAUGCGGAUGAUGCUGAAUCUAUUCGAGCAGCUCAAGACCUACUGGCUAUGCCAAGCAUUAAGAUUGACUUAGCUUAUCUCAAAAGAAACUACUCGUGUAUUGUAACUGCGCUGAAUUCGAUACAAUCCCAAAAAAUGUUUGUGCCUGAUGGAAUUGACCUGUUCUUAAAAGUUGGUGUCCAAUUGAAAAUGGGGAACGAUUCAGUCAUUUGUCAAAAGUUUGAUUCUGUAUCAAAUAAGAAUCCAGGUCUGCGAAUUCUUCAGGACAUAUCGCGAAUGUUAGCAGGAAAUCUGAUUGAUAGUUCUACAGAAGGUGACGAUCUUAUCGCGAAUUUAUCACCUGCUGAGCUGAAUGCAUAUGCAAAUGCUCCUGUUACAACUUGCGAUGUUGAGCGUUCAUUUUCAUCUUAUAAACAUAUAUUAAGUGACAAACGCCGUAGUUUUAUUUUUAGUAAUCUUACACAACAUGUCAUACUAUUCUGCAAUAAUCUUUAAGACAUUAAAAUAUAAUAUGAUCGAUAUAAUCGUCUACGUUUAUUCAUUUUUAUACCUAUA